AGAAGGAGGAUAACUCCGCGAUCCUCUCAAUAAGACCGAUUCCCCCACCCGCCUCAUAAAAGCUUCAUCCUCAACUCCCUGUCUGACUCCAUUCCACCGUGCCCAUAAGCAGCAUUUCGUUUCCAUCCUCUCAAGCUGGGACCAAUGAAUUUUACAUACUUAAUUUUAUAACGACUCAGUCGCAUUCAUCGUUCCGAAUCGCCUCUCGCGAUCGUGCGAUAAUAAAUGACAACGUCCAGCCGCACCGCCAAGGCUGCCAAGCAGGAGGAAUACCCACCACAGCUGUCGCUGACCGAGAAGCUCAAGCUAUACACGACUGCGACAAGAAUCGCGUCGACCAUUGCUGUCACCCAUGGCCUCGGUGGUAUUUUCCGAGGCGCCAGCGGUGCCAGCAGCUUCCGCGUACAUGUCGCCCAUGCGUUGAUUCGGAGGUUGAGCGAUACUCUGACCGAUAGGGAGUACCAAUAUCUACUGAAACCGACCGAGGAUGCGUAUAACGACUGGUGCAAAGCAAAGCGCCAUGUCGUCGACACGGUGGCCUUGUCGCGGUAUGGGGCCAAGGGACUGUGGAUAGGCGACAAGUCGACAGCGAAGCACGUCAUGGUAUUUUAUCAUGGCGGCGGAUUCGCCCUCAGCGCCAACGAAGUCUACUUUGACUUCUGCCUUGACCUGAUCAACGCUCUCAAAAAGACAGGCCUCGAUCUCGCCAUCUUCUUCGUCGCCUACUCCCUCACUCCGCACGCACGAUACCCGACGCAACUCAAACAAUGCGUCGAAGCCCUCGACUACAUCCUCACAACCCACUCCUCGAUCCCAGUCGAAAACGUAUAUCUCGGCGGCGACUCCGCCGGCGCCAACGUCGCGAUUUCCGUAUUACUGCACAUCUCGCAUCACCCACACGCAUCCCUGAUUGACGAAGAUAACGAUAUCAACUCUGGCACGCACAAUCUCGUCGAGACGGACUCGUAUCUCGGCGGCAUCGUGUGUUUGAGUCCCUGGAUCGACUUCAACUUCGACCGUCCAUCCGAAGAGGAGAAUCGUAAGAGAGACUGCAUUUCCAAAAAGUCGGAGCUUGCCUGGGCCACUUCGUAUACCGAUAACAACCCCUUUGACCCAUGGUCCGAACCGACACUGGCACCAGUAGAAUGGUGGCGAGGCUUGCGGGCGCGCGAAUUCCUUGUUCUCGCCGGGUCUGACGAGAUUCUGUUGAAUGGGAUAGAAGAAUUCGUCGAUAAAGUUCAGUCCGUUUUCCCGAAUCUAGUCUUCUUUGUUGGCCAGAAUGAGGGUCAUGUGUGCCCUAUCGUAGAUGGAGCGCUAUUCAGCAAAAAAUCUCGAGAAAAGAUUCAAACAUGGCAGGAAAUGAUCCGGUGGUUUUCAGGAUGUUUAUCGUCAGAGCAGCCUCCUUCUCCUUCGAAACUGAAACAUUCACAAACACCGAGUUGACAGAGAAGUUGGUAGAAGCGUGCGCAAUUACAUAUCAUCGUUAGGAUGAGGUUUGAUCUUUUUUUUCAGCUGUGGGGAGUUC
Molecule: messenger RNA, 1525 nt
Organism: Talaromyces proteolyticus
Lineage: Eukaryota; Fungi; Ascomycota; Eurotiomycetes; Eurotiales; Trichocomaceae
Product: Alpha/Beta hydrolase protein
Exons: 4
Coding region: 226-1443 (405 amino acids)
Molecular function (GO): hydrolase activity
Source: RefSeq, a predicted model, not a curated record